Messenger RNA from Mizuhopecten yessoensis (Yesso scallop), 4017 nucleotides. RefSeq lists its product as uncharacterized. The transcript has 4 exons. Bases 401 to 1573 code for a protein of 390 amino acids. The record is from RefSeq and is a predicted model, not a curated record. NCBI's taxonomy places the organism in Eukaryota, Metazoa, Mollusca, Bivalvia, Pectinida, Pectinidae.
UGGGUUAAUAUUCGAAAACCCUCUAAAUAUAUAAUACAAUACAAGGGGUGCCGAAUAAGUUAAUAAUGGCGGGAAAUUUAUUCGGUUAUAAACACAACAUCGAUUUUUUAUGGCUAGGUCUAGAUCACAGUGUUUUGUUGGAGUGUUUGAAUAAUUGAUAAAACCAAAGUUAUUGUUCGGAUAGAUUCUAUGUUUAACGUUACUGUAUUUACAAGGCAGGUAAUUUAACCAUGUGUUAUCGACCGAGACACACCUGGCAGGUGUGUGUUCGAUUUACCGAACAGCAUACCAGUACAUAGCAACGGGCGGCCUUGACUUCCAGUGUGUAUUUGGACUGUUUAAUCGUCUUACCAGAAGUGACACCGAGUGACACGGUUUGGGGUUCAUUGCUAUCGUCACAAUGGCUGAAGAUACAGCAAUAGAGAAGCACAUCAAAUCUUUUGUAUCAAACAAAAUUGGAGAAUCUGUAUACCUGGACUUGUCUAAAUCCAAGUUUGUAAUCAUCAAACACAAAAUAAAGACAGGCUCCAUAUCCUUGGCAUCACUCUGGGUUCGUGUCCUUCAACACCGCAACAACUACCCAGUACAGCGCUAUCCCUAUAGAACACUGUAUGAGGCUAAUGGAAACCAAAAGAUCAGUCUGAAGAUUGACGAUGUAACGAUGACAGUUUUCUUGUCAACUGGUACACUGAUGAUACAGGGGAAUUUUGUGUUGGAGUGGUUCACCAAACGAUUUGAGGACAUCCUGAGGAAUUACGAUGCCCCAGAUGGUCCAUCCCAACCUGUACUUGCCAUGUUCACACAGUAUCAAAAUCAAUGGGAAAGCCUUCUGGAUAGGGAGAAGAAAGCUGCUGAUGAAGCCUCCAGGAAACAAUGGGAAAGAGAAGAAGUGGCUCUAUGUAAGGCUGAUGAACUACCAGUAACUGUAAAGCAAACCUUCCAAGAGGCGGAUAUGUCCGACCAGGAGGAGGAUAACAGGACACUGCAGCAGCUGGAAUUGGUUAGGCUUGAUCAGCUGGAGGAGGAGGACCUAGACUCCCAGUUGGAGAAGCUACGACAAGGAUGUGUUUUGGAUGGUCCCACGGUUGUCUAUCCUCUGUGGAAAUCUUUGUUGGACUGCUGGUUCAGUAACCAGACUAACAAGGUGUAUCUGGCCACCCCUUUCCUAGACACUGUCAGACUCUCUGACGUCUGCCACUUGGUCCUUAAACAUAAACUCACUGCAAACUUGGAAGCCUUCUAUGUACGCCAGAACUGUGAUCACAAACUCCAAAUAUCAGACGUUAAAAGGAAUACACAAAACCGGCUAGAACCAAAAGACCAAGUGUUCAUAGAGUACAAAGUUUACAACAGAAUUGUGUAUCCACUGAAGAAGUUCCACACUAAGUUCCUGGCGUGUGUAAGCAAGGGACAAGCACAAGUGGUGGUAACCAGUGCCAACUUUCACGCCGACCACUUCCACUUUCCCAACUUAGAAAGUGUCCAGUUCCUGACCAUGACUGAAGCAGAGUUUAUUCACAGAUAUCUAAGGACCAUACAAGCAUCACAACUGGAGGUGACAAUACAGACAUGACCUGUCCCUGUGUAACUUAUCUCGUUAACAGAUAUAUCAUUAAUUUAUUGUAUAUCAGGUUUUCUCAGGAGACGUCCGUUACGCAUAACAACUUAUUUUUAAUGUUGUUUUGUAGUCAUUGUUAGAGUUUUUAUCUAGUCUAGGAUAAUUUUAUUUCAUAUUUAGGAAAGAAAAAAUGAUCACCCUAAUACUUUGUAAUAAAUUCAAUCUAAACCUCACUUAGGUAAAUGUAUUUCUUCCCUUGGUAAAUACUAUUUCGUAAUGCUUCCGCUAGGGGUCGAACCCUGGUCAAAUGCUUAUAUUUGGAGAAAUUCUCCCUAGCCGAGUCGGUAAUAAGGACCAAGAUAGUUCACUAGUUUGCAAGGACUUGGGCCCUUUUAAAUGGUAUAAAUUUAGAGAAAGAAAGAAAUGAUGUACACGUACAAUAUACCUUUUCCCUAAUUCAAAAACCCAGGCUUCAAUUUUGUUUUUUAUUUUAAAUUCUUGAAACAGGAUCUCGUUCAUUUUUCCCCUCCAAAGGGAUGCAUGCUAAUUUUCAGUAUCAAAAUAUGGAAUAAUCAAAUAAAAGAUCUAUCGCCGAAAUGAGAAAAAAAAUCUACCCUCACAAAACUAGUCUGCAAAUAUUCAACAAAUAAACCAUGUCAACAUUGAUAUACAAUACAUACCGUGAUGAAUGUUUACAAUAUAAAACAUUACAAAGUUACACUUUAUGGCAUUGGUAGCAAUAUUACCAGCUAUGUAAUUCUUGUUGUUAUUUAGAGGUGUCUUCACUGUGAUUAUUACACUUUAGAGAUGUAAUUCUUGUUGUAUUUUAGAAGUGAAAGGAUUAGUGUACAGUGCUAGAAAUUAAUUUCAAGAAUCAGUAGUUAGUUAGACUAGUAAUUUUCAAUUUUGCUAGUGCAUGUGCAAAUUUCACUUACCUAAUACGGUAUUAUUCAACAUGAUACUCACAGUAAGUAAUAUCAAACUUUGAUUAGUCAGUAUGGCUAGCAAUUCCAAGAUCCUGUAGUCCAGUUGGAGAUUUCAAUAAUAUUAGACUAUCACAGGCAACCCUUAUUGUCAAGCCUUCAUUAUUUAUUUCUUUUUCUUUUUAAGUAUAAUUAUUUAUUAGAGGUGUAAUAAUGAUCAUAUUUUAGAAGUGUAUACAAACACAAUAUUGACAGGCUUAUAAAACACAAUGAAUCCUGUAUGGUUUAAGGAUACAAUUCACCUUUGGAUAGAUGAAUCAUAACCCUUUAUUUAGAAUAUGGGUUGAUGGUCAUUAUUUCUUGUUUUUUUAAAUUCAAAAUUGAACAUAAUAUUAUGUUUUGAUACAAAUAAUUUGCAAAUGAUAUGUUGAUUCAUGAACAGCCACUUUACAAAUGAUAUGUUGGUUCAUGAAGAGCCACUUUACAUAUGAUAUGACAUGUUGUUAGGAAUCCUCUUAUUGAUAAUUACUAGACCUUGAAAGGUAUUUGUUCUAAGUAAGUGAAAUUUAAGUCUAAUGAAUUAUUAAGCAGUGGAUAACAUUUGUACAUAAUUACGUUAAAACCUGACCCAAUAUCACUGGACCAAACCUUUUAGUCCAACUCCAGUAAGAGCUAAAGUUGUGACAUUAUGGAAAACUGAUGGAAAGGAAGAUAAAACUUGGCAGGAAUUGGCCUAGAAAUGUUUUCUGAUAUUGGACCUUCCUUAACAUGUGGACUGUACUCUACCAGUCUAAGAAACAGUUGGUCCCUAUGGUGUUAGUUUUAUACAUGUUACAUUUUGGAAAUGUGUACAACACACAAACUCGGUAUCUUUAACAGUUUUGCAGAUAUUGGACACUUGUUCUAUCUUCUUAUUUGCACUACUAUAGUUGAAUGUUUCUUUCACAAUUUUAAAGAUGUUUGUUAAGAGUAUAUUGCUGCCUUUUAGAUAUGUUCAACAUUACAUUUAAGCAUGAUGCAAAGUUAAUUUUGGUCAAUGUACAAUUCAUUAAGGUCCUUUGGUUAAGUUAUCAUCCAUGCAAUCGGAAACCGUUCAAAUCUAAUAUUCAAGGUAUUGGAUCUGUGAGAAGUCUAGUCGUAUUUAGAGGAUGCUUUGAGAUGUUUAUUUGACAAUUUAACCCGAAGCUGUGAGAAGUUUAAUUAUGAUCAAAGAUUGAAGCGAAUAGCUGUGAUAGCAUUGUUGAUAAUUUCAAUUUUAUGAAAGCUACAUGGCAUUUUGAUAGCAUUAAGGAAUUUGUAUUAAAUCUUAUAUCUGAUUGACCAGUAUUAUUUCUUUUUUUUACAUGAUGUAACAUUUACAUUUCAUUAUAAUUAUAUGGUGCUUGUGUUAUUUAUGGAAUCAAACCUUCACAAUUUAAGGUGUGUUAGUAAAUACUGGUGUAGUAUUUUAAUUGCUUGCUCACUAAAAUAAUUUUCUUUAUACACUAUAACUGCUUAAUAGAUGUUUACAUUUUGUUUAUUGUACGUAACAUUGUA